AUGUCGAUCACUCUCAACAGGUUCCCUGUGUUGUCCACAUCCCUCUACUCCGAAGAGAUGUUCGGACGUCCUGCUGGCAGCGUUGCUGGAUUCAUUUCCGGCUUUCGACAUACAGUUCUAGGCAGCCCGGCGCUGAUUGCUUGCAUUGUCGUCAAUGUCGUGGUUCUGUCCUACGUCUUCUCAUUCCUCGCCACCAAGAAUCCCGUUCCCCUAGUUGGCUACCCUCGGUGGCUCGGUGCAUACUAUGGAGCUGCGCGGUUUGCCAUCAACUCUGCACGCAUGGUGGAGGAGGGCUACAAGAAGUACAAAGGUGGCUUCUUCCGGCUGCCGCUCUGGAACAACUGGGCAUAUAUUGUAGCCAAUGAGAAGUGCAUCGACGAGAUGUAUCAUCUCCCCGAUGACGUGUUGUCGCUGCGAUAUGCUGCUCAUGAUGAACUGCAACUGCCAUAUACCAUGGGAAAGCAGCUCCACGAUGACCCCUAUCACCUUUCCAUUCUCAGGACAAGACUAACCCGCCAUAUUGACUAUCUUGUGCGAGAGUGUCUAGACGAGCUCCCAAUGGCGUUCGAAGACACGAUCGGCAAGAAGUGCGGUGACACAUGGACAGAAUUGAACGCUUUCGAUAGCUUCAUCGACAUUGUCGCACGCACUUUCAACCGCAUACUCGUCGGUGCACCUACCUGCCGCAGUGCUAAAUACACUGCUACUUGCAAGGAGUUCGCGUUCGAGACAUCUAUCGUCGGUUUCAUUAUUAAUCUAUUCCCCACAUUCCUUCAACCAAUCGUUGGAAGAGCCAUCACACGACUGCCAUCGUUGACAAGAAGAUCACUUGCUUCCCUCGGACCCGUCAUUGCUGAGAGGCAGGCGGCGAUGGCUGAGUACGGCCCGGAGUGGCAAGAUAAGCCUAUGGAUUUGUUGAUGUGGCUCAUGGAGGCAGCUCAAGGUCGCGAACGGGAACCGGAACGUCUGGCAAUCAGGAUCCUUGUCAUCAAUAUCGCCACGAUCCACACCACUGCGACGACCUUCGUGCACGGAUUGAAUAACCUGCUGGAUCACAUGGAAUACGUUGCUCCAUUGAGAGAGGAGGCAGACGAGGCGAUCUACACACAGGGCUGGACGAAGCAGAUGGUCAACCAACUCGUCAAGACCGACAGCUUCUUCAAGGAAUCGUCUCGACUGAACGGGCUGGGAACAAUGAGCUUCCCCCGGAAGGCGCUUAGAGAUAUCACGUUCUCGGACGGCACUACGGUCCCCGAGGGCUCGUACAUCUCUUCGGCGUUCUAUGUUCAUGUGGACGAAGAGUUCUACCCGGAUCCGUUUACCUUCGAUGCAUUCCGUUUUUUGCAAGAAAGCUCUGGAGGUUCCUCAAAUAACAGCAGCAAUAUGAUUCGCACCAACCCGCGCUAUCUCAUCUUCGGCCACGGCAAAUACCCAUGUCCUGGGCGGUUUUUGGCAACCUACAUCCUGAAGGCGACCAUGGCUCACUUAAUGACAAAUUACGAGAUCAAGCACAGCCCGCAAGGCAGAUUGCCGGACAUUCUAUUCCAAUACAAUCGAAGCCCGAACAUCCACUCCGCUUUCAUGAUCCGUCGACGGAAGGUGGCUUAG
Molecule: messenger RNA, 1608 nt
Organism: Laetiporus sulphureus 93-53
Lineage: Eukaryota; Fungi; Basidiomycota; Agaricomycetes; Polyporales; Laetiporaceae
Product: cytochrome P450
Exons: 15
Coding region: 1-1608 (535 amino acids)
Molecular function (GO): monooxygenase activity; heme binding; iron ion binding
Source: RefSeq, a predicted model, not a curated record